Lachancea fermentati is the source of this 2889-nucleotide messenger RNA. NCBI's taxonomy places the organism in Eukaryota, Fungi, Ascomycota, Saccharomycetes, Saccharomycetales, Saccharomycetaceae. The record is from the annotation of a GenBank genome assembly.
AUGCAAGAGAUCGGAGAUUUAUCUAACGGCAGCUCCGCGGCGAGUAAGAGGAACAGAAUAUCGUUUGUUUGCCAAGCAUGCAGGAAGAGUAAGACGAAGUGCGAUCGUGAAAAGCCAAGUUGCACAAGGUGUUUGAAGCAUGGAAUUAAGUGCGUAUAUGACGUCGAACGACAAACCCCUCCCAAGAACCCAAGUAAGGACGCGAUGAUCGCCCGGCUGCGAAGAGAGGUGGAAUAUUGGCAGGCAAGAGCCAUAAAAAAUCAACAAAAUGCAACGGAUGAUAAGACAAGCGUAAGUAGGGAAAGUUCGGACAAAUCAAGUGGGGAUGACAGCUACCAUGAUAACGAGCCGUAUCAGAAACCCGUUCCUCGACCUGAAGAUAUCAUGGUCAAUUUCUAUCGUUUCUUUCCUAACAUCAUUAUGACGGACUGCUCGAGCCGAGACAUUAAGCCCUCUUCAGACAUUGCGCAGGUAAUGCAGGAUAAAUUUCUAUCCGUGUUUUUCGCGUCUGUUUUCGCAGCGUCAAAAGGUAAUGCGCUGAUAAACUCAAUAUCAACCGAAAAACGGUAUUCAUAUUCUAAGCAAUCGAAUUUUCACCAAGAUUUAUUGAACCUCAGAGAUCGUAUGCUGAAGAACUGCUCCAAUGACGUUCAGCGUGCUCGUGUGAAUCAUUUCAUUGACCGAAUCAUGCAGGGAAGCGAUUCUCCCAAAGAAGUAAGGACUGGAUUCUUUCUCAACUUAGUGACAACUCUAAUGCACAAGACAUUCGUGGAAAAUACUGCACAUGAAGAGGGUGUGUAUUCCAGCAUGCUUGCAGAUCUAAUAUCUCAGGCAGAAUCAACAUUACCAUCACUCACAGUCAUUGAGCAAUACAAAAGAUAUUUUUACAAAUGCGUCUACCCUUUCAUACCAUAUCUUGAUAUGUGCACGUUUGAAAAGACGUUGGGAGAAAUUAUAGUGGUCAACUCCGCCAAUCCGCAGAAAGUCAAGCUCGUUUUGGGUAAAAAAGACUUAAGGAUGAAAAUCGAGACACUUGCCAUACUUUUAGUGAUUUUGAGUAUUUCCUACAAUGCUAUGAAAUCGGAGUUGAGCGCUUGUAAUUUCAUAACUUCGUCUGCAAAUGACAUGAUUCAAAACAGCACAUUAAUAAAAGAAUUUCCCAUCAACGAAAGCUUUGUGCUACUAUCACAACGGGCCAUUGCUAGUCUUAACUUCUUUGUUUGGACUACAGAAAACUCAUUAUGCUGCCUCAUGUACAUGUGGGCGUUUUUCGCAUUUUCGCCUGAUGAAGGUGAUUUUUAUUACGGACAACCCACCGAAUUUAUCAUGGGCUGUAUCACUACAUUAGCAACUAACAUAGGGCUGCAUAGAGAUCCAACUCACUAUAAACAAUUCAAGGAAGGAACUAUCAUUGAUCAACGUCGGGUGAACUAUAGGAGAAAGUUGUGGCUUUGUAUUGCCACGAUGAAUAGUGUCGAAUCAAUUUUAAAAGGAAGAUAUACUCAAGCAAUGAACGACUAUAUGAACUCAUUCCUUUCAGAAAAUAGUAGAAAUUCGAAUUCAUACAUGAACCUAGUAAUAAGUGACUCUGUGGAUAAGGAGCCUUUGAACUUGAGAAUACAUUCUUGGAUAUUCCAAAGGUACGAAACAUUUGCACUUUUAUUGGAAUUUGAUAAGGUUUGGUUGAAUUUGAAUAGUGAAACUUCUCUCGACUAUAUUGAGGAACUCAUGAUGAAAGUACGAGAUCGUGUGGACAAAAAUUUCAGUAUCGAGGAUAUGAAUAAAACGGAAGGUGAUGAAGUGAUCACAAUCCCUCACUUGCGAGGAUUGGCUGAAACUUUAAAUAUAGGAGGAAUUCAAAAAGUUAGCAAAUUCCAAACCUAUCUAAUUGCGCGCUUAAUUUUGUUAAGAGUUCUUUUCUCACUUUUUCUAUAUUUCGAGAUAAAGUGCAAUGACUCCGAAUAUAACUAUUUCCCGUAUUACAUCAAAUACUUGAUGGAAAUGAUACAGGAAUUCCUUAGGGUUACAAAGAUUUACGAGAAAUUUUACAACGGUGAAUUGUCAAACAGUUCUCAAUCAUUUACAACUUUUGCCACAGACAAAUCGAUGCAAAUGUGUAUCGGUACAAUUCUUUACACGGUGGUCGCCUUAAUCCUUCGCUUCACGCAUGCAAUACACCUUCUUCAACAAGUUCAGAAAAAUGAGCAGUUUUUUUACGGCGGUCGCCACGAUAAUUUAAAAACGACUGAAUCUAGUAAAAAAUUGGAAGUUUUGAAUAGUCUAAGGAGGGAUUUUGAAUCAUUGUUGGAGAAAAUCUGUCAACUUUCUUCCAGACAUCUAAGAAUUACUUUCUUCUCUGUGUUUAAAAUGUUACUUUGUUUUGAUUACAUUCUACAAAUUAUCAAGAAAGACGAGUUAAUGAAUAAAAUGGCAAGGCUCUCUAAUCUUGAAGUCUGUGAUGAGGGAAAAACUAAUUUAUUUCUGGCGUUUGGUUUUGACAUCAGCAAAAUUGGAGAGCUUAUGCAAGGUCUUAAUGAUGCUAAUCAUCUUACUUUAGUUGACGUGGACUCACUGAUACAGAUACAAAAUUGUAUGCACGAUAUGGAUUUCUCAGAAGCUCAGAUGUCUGAUAUAAUGCGGGAAAUGCCGAAGCAAAAUAUGGAGGCCACAUUUGGAAAUGAAACUUACGGCAGAUAUAAUAAAUCGCAACAAACUGUUCCUAACGCAUUGUCUACAGACCAUCAAAGCUCGAAUGACAUAAUUUCUGGUAAUCCUGGGGAAACGGUUGCAAACUCAAACUCGACUACUUCUGUUUUUCCCCUCAGCUCUGCUUUGGAUCUUGAAAGUUUUGAUUAUUUUGACCUAGAUUUCUUGUUUAGAGAUGGUUGA